This is a messenger RNA of Alexandromys fortis (reed vole), 603 nucleotides long. It is a transcript of the gene Pnoc, whose product is annotated as prepronociceptin. The record is from RefSeq and is a predicted model, not a curated record. Gene Ontology annotation, biological process: sensory perception; chemical synaptic transmission; neuropeptide signaling pathway. NCBI's taxonomy places the organism in Eukaryota, Metazoa, Chordata, Mammalia, Rodentia, Cricetidae. Gene Ontology annotation, cellular component: neuronal cell body; plasma membrane; dendrite. The transcript is spliced from 3 exons. Gene Ontology annotation, molecular function: opioid receptor binding. The coding region runs from base 1 to 603 and encodes 200 amino acids.
AUGAAAAUCCUGCUUAGUGACGUUCUGCUGCUGAGCCUGCUCUCCAGCGUGUUCAGCAGCUGUCCCAGGGACUGUCUCACCUGCCAGGAGAAGCUCAGCCCAGACCCUGGCAGCUUUGACUUGAAGGCAUGCAUCCUCCAGUGUGAAGGAAAGGUCUUACUCCGUCCUCUCUGGACUGCAUGUGCCAAAGUCAUGGCCAGUGACCCUGGGCAGCUCAACCCUGCUGACCCAGAGCUCGUGACCGCUGCUCUUUACCAGCCAAAAGCUUCGGAGAUGCAGCAUCUGAAGCGAAUGCCCCGGGUCAGGAGCUUGGUGCAAGCGGCAGAUACGGAACCUGGCACUGAUGAUGCCGACGAGGUGGAACAGAAGCAGUUGCAGAAGAGGUUUGGGGGCUUCACUGGGGCCCGGAAGUCGGCCCGGAAGUUGGCCAACCAGAAGCGGUUCAGUGAGUUUAUGAGGCAGUACCUGGUCCUGAGCAUGCAAUCAAGUCAGCGCCGGCGCACUCUGCACCAGAAUGGCAUCCAGGUGACCCCCCGAACAGCAUGUGUCCACACUCAGAAGUGCCGGCCGGGAGUCAGGAUUCCUUCUUCCCUGAGGCAUUGA